Chanos chanos (milkfish) is the source of this 1026-nucleotide messenger RNA. RefSeq names its product membrane progestin receptor beta-like. Lineage: Eukaryota; Metazoa; Chordata; Actinopteri; Gonorynchiformes; Chanidae. The record is from RefSeq and is a predicted model, not a curated record. The transcript has a single exon. The coding region runs from base 1 to 1026 and encodes 341 amino acids. Gene Ontology annotation, biological process: response to steroid hormone. Gene Ontology annotation, cellular component: plasma membrane. Gene Ontology annotation, molecular function: steroid binding; nuclear steroid receptor activity.
AUGGCUUGUCUGAGCGCUCUGCUGCUACCAAGCAAGCGAGCGGGUCCUGUGCUUAGCCUGUCAUCUCUGCCUGGCACUGUUCAAGACUGUGAUGUUCCCAUCCUCUUCAGAGAACCCUACAUUCGCUCUGGCUAUCGGCAGGUGGGCCACGGCUGGCGUUUCUAUCUACUGAGCCUCUUUCAGUGGCACAACGAGUCACUGAACGUGUGGAGUCACAUGCUGGCGGGGUUAGCCGUGGCUCUGAGGUUCUGGGUGUUUUCCUGGGAGGUUAGCCUGUGUGUAUGCCUACCCUCCCUGCCACUCUUCCUCUAUAUUCUCUCCACCCUUACCUACCUGGCCUGUAGCACCACCGCCCACCUCCUGCAGUCUCACUCCGAGCUCGCCCAUUAUUCCCUGUUCUUCCUGGACUAUGUGGGCGUCAGUGUUUACCAGUAUGGCUGUGCCAUAGCCCUCUAUUUCUAUAGUUCAGAGCUGGAGUGGCGGGAGAGUAAGGUCGGAAAGGUGUUUCUCCCAUGCGCCGCCCUGCUAGCGUGGCUGACCUGCACGUGUUGCUGCUUCGCCAAGCUGCACUACCGACGCCCGUAUCCGCUGCGCCGAAAAAUGUGCCAGCUGAUGCCCACAAGUUUGGCGUACUUGCUGGUCAUAAGCCCGGUGGCCCACCGCCUGGCAACCAGUUCCUGGAGUGACCCUGCGUUGAGCCUCCACGUUCUCCAAGUGUUCUUUUUUCUCCUAGCGGCCAUCUUCUUCUCCUGCCCGGUGCCAGAGUGCUUCUUCCCUGGAAGCUGUGACAUUGUGGGUCAUGGACAUCAAGUAUUUCAUGUCUUCAUUGCCCUCUGCACCCUGGUCCAAUUGGAAGCCCUGUUUAAAGACUACUUGGCCCGGAGACAGACACUGCUGCAGGAGCACGGUGAGAUCCAGCUACUCCUGGCAUGUGCCUCCUUCCCCACGCUGGUGCUUUGCAGCAUGCUGACGGCGGCAACUAUGCGCAGACAGGCACAGGUGAAACUUGAGGCAAGGCCAAGGUAA